CGGAUGCUCCUGGGGAAGCGGAGGAAAAUGUACAUCCCGACGACAUAUUGCUAACUGAUCCUGCAAGGACACUGCCCCCUGCCCUCUUCCCUGCCUCUGCUAUGGACACUUCUGCUUUUAGCCUCCCCACGCCGGCAGUGUUGGAGGAGGGGAAUGCCUCCAGUAGCUGGGCAGGCUUCACUACCCCCAACAGCUCCUCCACCGACAGCCCUGGUGUAGUUGUCAGCGGUGUCCUCAUCCCUGUGGUCUACCUCAUUGUCUGUGUGGUGGGGCUGGCUGGGAAUUCCCUGGUCAUUUAUGUGGUCCUGCGGCACUCCGUGAGCGAGUCGGUGACCAACGUGUACAUCUUGAACCUGGCCCUGGCCGACGAGCUCUUCAUGCUGGGCCUGCCCUUCCUGGCUGCGCAAAACGCCCUGUCCUACUGGCCAUUUGGUUCUUUCAUGUGCCGCCUGGUGAUGGCCGUGGAUGCCAUCAACCAGUUCACCAGCAUCUUCUGCCUGACGGUGAUGAGCGUUGACCGCUACCUGGCUGUGGUCCACCCAGGGAAGUCCUCCAAAUGGAGGACAGCACGGGUGGCCAAGGCCGUGAGUGUAACCGUGUGGGUGCUGUCUUCCAUAGUGGUGCUGCCCGUGGUUGUCUUCUCAGAUGUCCCUUUAGGGAUGAGUACAUGCCACAUCCAGUGGCCAGAGCCUGCCUCGGUGUGGAGAGCUGGCUUCAUUGUCUACACUGCUACCCUGGGCUUCUUUGGACCACUCUUGGUGAUUUGCCUCUGCUAUCUCCUGAUUGUUGUGAAGGUUCGCUCCUCUGGCAGGCGGGUGAGGGCUCUGUCCUCCAAGCACAAGCUUUCAGAGCGCAGAGUGACCCGCAUGGUGGUGACUGUGGUGGCUGUCUUUGUCCUCUGCUGGCUUCCCUUCUAUGUCCUCAACAUAAUCAAUGUUGUCUGCCCGCUGCCAGAGGAGCCGUCCCUCUUUGGAGUCUACUUCCUCGUGGUGGUGCUGCCGUAUGCCAACAGCUGUGCCAAUCCCAUCAUCUACGGCUUCCUCUCCUACCGCUUCAAGCAGGGCUUCCGCAGGGCCAUCUUCAGGCCGUCCCGCCGAGUCCAGAGCCAGGAGGUGCCAGCAUGCCCCCCAGAGAAGAUUGAUGACGAAAGGGAAGAGGGUGAGAUCAGCAAGAUAACCCAAAAUGGUAAUGAGAGGCAGGAGCGCCCUCUAAGCAGCGGAGAAGGAAAAAGCAAUGAGCAAAAACCGCUCCCUGAGGAGCCUGUGGGAUGUGAAAAGAGCAACAAGUUGCAUGUCAGUUAUUUAUGA
Messenger RNA from Pseudopodoces humilis (Tibetan ground-tit), 1307 nucleotides. The record is from RefSeq and is a predicted model, not a curated record. Lineage: Eukaryota; Metazoa; Chordata; Aves; Passeriformes; Paridae.